Microsporum canis CBS 113480 is the source of this 1152-nucleotide messenger RNA. RefSeq names its product leucine carboxyl methyltransferase 1. NCBI's taxonomy places the organism in Eukaryota, Fungi, Ascomycota, Eurotiomycetes, Onygenales, Arthrodermataceae. The record is from RefSeq and is a predicted model, not a curated record. Gene Ontology annotation, molecular function: protein C-terminal leucine carboxyl O-methyltransferase activity. Bases 1 to 1152 code for a protein of 383 amino acids. Gene Ontology annotation, biological process: C-terminal protein methylation. The transcript has 2 exons.
AUGUCAGCUCCUCACAUUCCGAACCUUAGUACUCUCCGGAGAGGCGGUGGAAGAGGCCGUGGGAGAAGCAGGGCUGGUUAUCACGGCGCAGGGCAUGGAGCGGCCAUCUCAAACGACAAGGUGGUGCAGCAGACGGAUAACGAUGCCAGCGUCUCGAGACUCAGCGCUGUAGAACAGGGCUAUCUUCACGAUCCUUUUGCCUCUAUUUUUGCGUCUGAGGCGGCAGAGGCUCGAAGAUAUCCUAUUAUUAACAGGGGAACAUACGUACGGACAACCUCGAUCGACAAACUGGUAUCCAGGUUCCUCCGUACAGACGAAAGGAAGAAACAGAUAGUCUCACUCGGAGCAGGGUCAGAUACCCGAGCAUUCCGACUGUUGUCUGAGAAUCCCGCGCUGGAACUGAUAUACCACGAGCUCGACUUUGCGGAAAACACGACCUCGAAGAUCACGAAGAUCCUCUCCUCUCCACUUCUACUUGACGCUCUUCGCAUCACAGGCCGAGAAGAAGUGACCACGUCUCCCAAUGGCGAUGCGUUUCACUCGGAAUACUACCACAUUCACCCCAUAGAUCUACGAACACUCACAGCUUCUUCCACGUCCGGCCCCAGCCGCGCGCAUCUACAAGAGAUCGAUAUAGAUAUACCGACGCUGUUGAUCUCGGAGUGUUGCCUCGUGUAUCUGUCCCCGGUCGAUGCUGUUAACGUGGUUUCCUACUUCACAAAUAACCUAUUCUCAUUAGAGGGUAGGCCGAGCACGCCUCUUGCGCUGAUUAUAUACGAGCCCAUCAGGCCCGAUGACCCGUUUGGACGGACGAUGGUGAGCAACCUAGCUGCUCGUGGGAUCCAACUGCAGACGUUGCAUCGCUAUGCGACGCUGCAGGCCCAGAGGGAGCGUUUACAGGGCCACGGGUUUUCGAGCGGCCAGGGAGUCGCCGAUAUAGAUUAUAUAUGGGAGAAGUGGAUCGGGGAGGACGAGAAGAGCCGGGUUGCUGGACUUGAGAUGCUAGAUGAGAUCGAGGAAUGGCAAUUGCUCGCACGACACUACUGUGUUGCCUGGGGAUGGCGCGACAACCAGUCAACGGCCGGAAGCCAAGAAGAAAAUCUUCCGACUGACGAGCUCUUCCAUGGCUGGCGAGAGUUUCCGUCACAAUGA